AUGUCACCUGAUCUUCGACGUCCACAGCUUCAUCCUGACCUUUCUGAAGUACACAAUACAUUCCCCUCAAACGAAAAGAUCAGUUCUCGAGAAGAGCUCGAAAUUCGUCGCAAAGCCCUCAACUUUUCACUAGAAGACACCAUCUGUGGGAAGGAAGAUGUCAUCUCUCAUGAAGAGGAAUAUAUUCCCGGACCGACAGGUCUUAGUAUGAAAGCAUCGAUCUUCCGUCCAAAGGCCGCACAAAAGGGUGGACACCGAGCUCCGGGAAUACUCCACAUCCACGGUGGUGGACAUUGCAGCGGGAACCGCUUCAUGGGAGUGGGAAGUGUGCUAGGCUGGGUCGAACAGUUCGGUGCAGUCAUUGUCUCUCCGGAAUACCGCCUCGCCCCGGAGAAUCCUCAGCCAGCACAGAUAUAUGAUAGCUAUGCAGCACUGGAGUGGAUGUGCGACAACGCAGAAGCCCUGGGCAUAAGCAAGGAUAAAAUAAUUGUCUGCGGUGGUUCGGCUGGGGGAAACCUCGCUGCUGGUGUCGUUUUACUUGCACGCGAUCGCUCAGGACCGAAGAUACUUGGCCAGUUGUUGAUGUAUCCGUGGCUCGAUAACAGCAAUACAACUGUUUCGAUGCAGCAAUUCGGCGAUGUUGCUCCAUGGACCAAGUCAAAUAGUAUCGAUGCUGGCAAGUAUGCAUUGGGCGAGCAUGGCGAAAAUGCUACUAUGUACACUGUCCCGUCGCUCGCGAAGGAUCUCGCUGGCCUACCACCAACAUUCAUCGAUGUUGGUGAGGCUGAUGUAUUUCGAGACGAGGAUGUCGACUAUGCAUCUGCACUGUGGAAGGCUGGUGUAUCCACCGAGCUACAUGUUUGGCCGGGCUGCUGGCAUGCAUUUGAUGUCUUUGUGCCGGAUGCUCCAAUUAGUCGUCGGGCUCAAUUAGCGAGAAGCAAUUGGCUGGAUAGUUUGAUCUAUAGCCAAUGA
Molecule: messenger RNA, 972 nt
Organism: Penicillium soppii
Lineage: Eukaryota; Fungi; Ascomycota; Eurotiomycetes; Eurotiales; Aspergillaceae
Product: alpha/beta hydrolase
Exons: 1
Coding region: 1-972 (323 amino acids)
Molecular function (GO): hydrolase activity
Source: RefSeq, a predicted model, not a curated record